UCCUGUGUCUGCAGUCACAAGACGACAGGUAACAGCAGCCUGGCCCUCGCUGGCCUUCCCACCAGGAGCCGGGUGAUGGGAGCCCGGCUCCUUCACAGCUGUUUUGACUUAGUUACUUUAAAGGGGAGGGGGGAUGCGAAUUGGCAGUUCUCCCUGUUACCGCUGUGGUUCCUGCUCAGCUGGUCUGAACUUUCACAGUCUCCUGUCUAUAUUGAAACUUCAUGCACUUGCCUAGCAGGAAAAUUGGAAGGAAAACUCUCAGAUUGAAGCCAGACACACGAAGAUCCUAGAGACCGCUGUACUGCCUUUGUCCUCUUGGACAAGACACAGCGUGGGGCCCCAAAGCCCUGUGUUGGCCACGGGACACUUUCAAUAUAAAAUUCAGGACAAUGAGUCUUGCAAGUGAUAGAGGGACAUCAGAGAGCAUUUUUGACCUGGACUACGCUUCAUGGCAGAUUCGCUCGACGCUGGUGGUCGCUGGUUUUGUCUUCUACCUGGGCGUCUUUGUGGUCUGCCACCAGCUGUCGUCCUCCCUGAACGCCACGUACCGUUCUCUGGUGGCCAAAGAGAAGGUCUUCUGGAACCUGGCAGCCACCCGUGCCGUCUUUGGUGUGCAGAGCACCGCAGCGGGCCUGUGGGCGCUGCUGGUAGACCCCGUCCUACACGCUGACAGGGCGUGUGGCCAGCAGAACUGGUGCUGGUUUCACAUCGCUACGGCAACGGGCUUCUUCCUGUUGGAGAACGUAGCGGUUCACCUGUCCAACUUCAUCUUCUGGACGUGGGACUGGUUUUUAGUUCUGCACCAUCUGUUUGCCUUCCUGGGGUUUCUAGGCUCCGUGGUCAACGUCAAAGCUGGCCACUAUCUCGCCAUGACCACGUUGCUCCUGGAGGUGAGCACGCCGUUCACCUGUGUCUCCUGGAUGCUCCUGAAGGCCGGCUGGUCGGACUCUCUGCUCUGGAAGGUGAACCAGUGGCUGAUGGUGCACAUGUUCCACUGCCGCAUGGUCCUCACCUACCACAUGUGGUGGGUGUGCUUCCGGCACUGGGCCGCCCUGGCCGGCAGCCUGCACCCGCCCCACCUGGCGCUCUUCCUCUGCGGGCUGGGCCUGCUGACGCUGCUCAUCAACCCGUACUGGACCCACAAGAAGACGCAGCAGCUCCUCAGCCCGGUGGAUUGGAACUUUGCCCCCGCGGAGCCCAAAGGCAGCCAGGCCGACCGCAUCAAUGGCCAGGUGCCGCUGAAGAAGGUGCAGUAGCUAGCUGCUCAGCGGCCCGGCAGCGGCACCCCGAGGGCUCCAGGCCCAGCUCGGUAGCGAGGAGUGAGUGAGGGCCGCGGGUCCCCCCGAGACUCGCUCGCUGGCCUGCAGCACCCGUGUCCAGGUGACCGUCCACGCUUCGUUGUCUCGUGUGGCUUCUUCCUGUGAGCUCACCAUGUCGGGCCCGUUUGUCAUCAGGAAAGGCUUUGUUUGAAUACGGGCAUGCCUCGUUUUAUUGCACUUGGCUUUCUCAUGCUCCAAAUGCCCCUCAGUACAGGCGUUUUUUACGAAUGAGGCAAAAGUCUCUGAGUCGCUGCAUUUCCAUACUGACUUUAUUGGGGGUCUGGAAGCCACCCUGAGAAACCUCCGAGGUAGGCCUGCAAGUGACGUGACUUCAUGUUAGAAACGCCACGUGGUGGGUGUGGUUGAGUAGACAUCCAUUCUUUCUAGUCACACCUUUGACAUUUUCUGUGUCUUAUUCAAAACUUGUAUUCUUUUAAGUUGGAAAGAAUUGCCCUAAGCUAGAAAACAAUACGAUUUGUUAAUUUGUUAAAAUUUCCCAGUGUUAGACCAGGUGUGUUGCGGCGCCACCUAGUGGCACAACAGUGUAGACACGGGAACAAACCGCUUUGGCAUUCCCCCAAGCAAAGUGAAUAUGGGGUAGUUGGGGUUAAAUCUUGUGAGGUUUCCUUCCAAGGAAGCUAUAUUAAAACAAGUAUUUUGCAUUUGUAUUGUAUUGCUCAACGGACAAAAUAAGGUAGGUGAUUAGUAAUCAUAACUGUCUAGCUUUUCAAGCCAUUUCAAAUUGACUAAGUGGCCAACGGGGGCCCAAACGAGCCCUUGAUUCCUUGGUUGGUUUUCACUGUAGAUUUCAAGACAAGCUAGUGAUCAGUUUCCCUCCGAGCUGGCGGGGGGAGGGGACUGCCAGGCCCUAGGCCUUCCUUUCCCUCAGCUGCCUGGUGAGGAGCCCCAGGGGACGUCACUUUCACCUUUGCGCCCAGGUAGAAUUUAUACACCAACCUAGCGAGUUUAGUGACAGACACAUGAACAUUUUAUUCUUGCUGCAAAUGUGCAGUUCGUAGCAAAAUGUCAUUUUUAGCGGAAGCACCUGUGAAGUGUUGUGACAGCCACGUGUUUCUUGAUGAGACUCACGUGGGACUAGGGAUUCUUACUAAUCUGGGACUCAGAAUCGUGUUUUCAUGACUGGUGCUGUGACUGUUGAUUGUGCUUAAGUCAAGGUAUGUAAUCCCUAUUUAUCUCAUUUUAAGAAGUGACUUUAACAGUACCCAGCAAAUCCUGUCCCUGCUGGGACGACUAACUGAAGACGCUGCCUCCCUGUGGCCUGCACCUUCCUGUGGUGGUGGCAGCUGUGCCCCGGGCAGACGUGUAAUAAAGUGACUGAUGUUUACAGAA
This is a messenger RNA of Rhinolophus ferrumequinum (greater horseshoe bat), 2669 nucleotides long. It is a transcript of the gene CLN8, whose product is annotated as CLN8 transmembrane ER and ERGIC protein. The transcript is spliced from 3 exons. Gene Ontology annotation, cellular component: membrane; endoplasmic reticulum. NCBI's taxonomy places the organism in Eukaryota, Metazoa, Chordata, Mammalia, Chiroptera, Rhinolophidae. Gene Ontology annotation, biological process: lipid homeostasis. The coding region runs from base 390 to 1256 and encodes 288 amino acids. The record is from RefSeq and is a predicted model, not a curated record.